GGAGGCAUCGGCUGCGCCGGAGCCGAGCCCGGCUCGUCCUCCCUUUCUCUCAGCAUCCUCCGUGAUGCGAUCCUGGAGGUGAUACAGGCACAGCAGCAUCCAUGGCCUGCCCUUAGCGCCAGCGUUCCUGCUUUAUCCUCCGUGAUAUUCUGGCAGCGAACCGAGCCCGGCGUCGGAGGCGUUUGGUUGGCGAAGGGCUGACGUUGAGUGGCUGGUAACCGGGAUCGUAUUCUCCUGUAUUUUUUCAGGCUCCUUGGAAAUUGAGGAAUGCAAUUCUGCCACCAUGAUGGAAGGAUUGAAAAAACGUACCAGGAAGGCCUUUGGUAUACGGAAGAAAGAAAAGGACACUGAUUCCACGGGUUCACCAGACAGGGAUGGCAUCAAGAAGACAAAUGGAGCCCCGAAUGGAUUUUACGCGGAGAUUGACUGGGACAGAUACAACUCACCUGAGCUUGAUGAGGAGGGAUACAGCAUCCGACCUGAGGAACCAGGCUCUACCAAAGGAAAGCACUUCUACUCUUCAAGUGAAUCCGAGGAGGAAGAGGAGGCACACAAGAAGUUCAACAUCAAGAUCAAGCCCCUGCAGGCCAAGGAUGUCCUGAGGAGCGCGGCCACUGUGGAUGAGCUGAAGGCCUCCAUAGGCAACAUUGCACUUUCUCCAUCCCCUGUGAGGAAAAGUCCGCGGCGCAGCCCGGGGACAAUUAAAAGGAAUUUAUCCAGUGAGGAGAUCACGCGGCCCCGGCGCUCCACACCAACACCAGACCCUGCCAGCAAGAAAACAGGGGAGGAUCCUGCUGCACUGGCUCCACUCUUCGGGCCCCCCUUGGAGUCGGCGUUCGAGGAGCAGAAGCUGGACGCUGCUCUAGAUCAGCCUGAGAUCUGGGGUUCAGUCCAGCCCAUCAACACAAGUGUAGAGUCCCCAAAACUUCCAAGACCUUUUCCAACUGGAACUCCUCCACCGCUCCCACCGAAGAACAUCCCGGCCACGCCGCCACGCACCGGCUCCCCCCUGCCUGUGGGAAUAGGAGGGGACCAGGCAGCAGCAGAGCCCAAAAGGGACAAACUCCCGUCCAUCAAUGACUUGGACAGCAUUUUUGGCCCUGUGCCGUCCCCCAAAUCUGCUGCUGCAAACGCAGAAGACAAGUGGGUCAAUUUUUCUGAUCAAUCCCCGGAAAACGCGGCUCCAGAGUUGACGCCCCGGGAAAAAGCGGGAUCCCCGCCGGCGGCAGCGGCCGGUCCAGCCAAUGCUCCCGCGGCGGAGCCCUCCCGCCCGCUGCCCUCGCCGCUGCACCUGGAGGAGGUUCACAAGAAGGUUUCUGAGCACCUGAAGGAUGAGAACGUGGAGCCGGUGGCCUCUCCCAAAGAUUUUGGGCCGGGACAGAGAGCGACCCCGCCGCCCCCUCCGCCGCCCACCUACCGCACGGUGGUCUCGUCCCCCGGACCGGGCGCCAGCACGGGCAGCACCAGCGGUUCCUCGUCGCCGGCUCGCCCUGGAACGCCACUGGCCACCUGUGGCACCCCUCCGCCACCGCCCCCCCGGCCCCCCUCCCGGCCCAAGCUGCCCCCCGGCAAGCCCCCCGUCGCUGACGUGUCCAGGCCUUUUAGCCCUCCUAUCCACUCAUCCAGUCCUCCUCCGAUAGCACCUUUAGCCCGUGCUGAAAGUACUUCUUCCAUAUCUUCCACCAAUUCCUUGAGUGCAGCCACCACUCCCACCGUUGAGGAUGAUGCUUUUAUUGACAAACUGCCCGCGUUUGAAAGGCGCAGUGAAAUGCCGGCAGAGAAUGAACAGCCUUCCCUCGUUUGGUUUGACAGAGGAAAGUUUUAUUUGACUUUCGAAGGGUCAUCACGGGGGCCCAGCCCCCUCACCAUGGGGGCACAGGAUACCCUGCCUGUCGCUGCCGCCUUCACAGAAACAGUCAAUGCGUAUUUCAAAGGGGCCGACCCCAACAAGUGUAUCGUGAAGAUUACGGGGGAGAUGGUGCUGUCAUUUCCAGCAGGCAUCACCCGACACUUUGCCAACAAUCCCACUCCGGCGGUGCUCACCUUCCGUGUGCUGAACUACAACAGGCUGGAGCAUGUCCUGCCAAACCCCCAGCUCCUCUGCUGUGACAGCGUGCAGAGUGACACCAACUCGAAGGAGUUCUGGGUCAACAUGCCAAAUCUGAUGACUCACCUAAAGAAGGUAUCGGAACAGAAACCGCAAGCCACCUAUUACAAUGUGGAUAUGCUCAAAUACCAGGUAUCUGCCCAGGGUAUUCAGUCUACUCCAUUAAACCUUGCAGUGAGCUGGCGGUGUGACCCUGCAAGCACUGACCUCCGCAUCGACUACAAAUACAAUACAGAGGCAAUGACCACACCGGUAGCUCUAAACAACGUCCAGUUCCUCGUCCCCGUCGAUGGAGGAGUAACCAAACUUCAAGCUGUGCUUCCUCCUGCUGUCUGGAAUGCUGAACAGCAAAGGAUAUUGUGGAAGAUCCCUGAUAUCUCUCAGAAGUCAGAAAAUGGAGGUGUGGGGUCUCUGCUGGCCCGGUUCCAGCUGUCAGAGGGGCCGAGCAGCCCGGCCCCACUGGCCGUGCAGUUCACCAGCGAGGGCAGCACCCUGUCCAGCUGCGACAUUGAGCUCGUGGGCGCCGGGUAUCGCUUCUCCCUCAUCAAGAAAAGGUUUGCAGCAGGUAAAUACUUGGCUGAUAACUGAUGGAAGCUUAUGCAAGUCUGUGGAAAAUUCUAUGGAAAAUACCCAAGGACUGCUGUGUGUGGAACGGGUUUUAACUACAGUUUAAGGAAAAUGAACUAAAUCCUGCACUUGGGACAUUUCUGUUGGAAGUGUCGACAACUUUCAGCAUUUUUUUUCCUUGGAAAACACCGUCUUGACCAGUCCUACAGUAUUUACUUCUAGAUGUAACAUUGUUAAUGGUUUUAAAAUGUAAUUAUUGUAUUUGUAAAUUGUACUCAUUCCAGUAAGGCUGUAUUUUGGCAGUUAGACACUUGAGUUUUAGCAUUUUACCAUUCAUGAAAUGGAUGUAAUUUAAACUGUGGUAUAUAAAUCUAAUAGUAGUACUGUUGAAUGGCACAAUGCUUACAGAGGUAGAUUACAUUUUGUCAAUAUAUAAAAUUUAAAUACAAUACUGGUAGCUGUUAUGAAGGGGGUGCCUCAUCAAAAGAGAGUUCAGUAGAGCCCACAUGCUGAUUUACUUUCCCUUCAGUCUUUAGUACGUCUCACAGCGAUGAAUAAAAGCUUAAUCUUCAGGUUUAGCUGGUUUAACUCCAGUGAAAUAUCGCUGUAAAGGUGGAGGUUCCUAGCACAGUCUCCCAGGAAAAAAAACUACAAGGAGUUUUCACUCCAAAUUCCCAACCUGCCCCGUGUUCUCUUACAGCUGCAGAUUCCCUGUCAGGAGUCCCGGCAGCAUGUAGGUGACCAACGUUUCUCUUUACCCCAUGUCCAUAUAUUUUGCAGGGAUUCAGAUAAGGAAAUAAGCAGCAAAGAGACUGGGUGGUAAAUUUGAGCUCACAGCGCUGUCAGGAAAUGUUCCUGCUGUUUUUAAGGAUGCGUUUUCCGAGCUGCCUCCAGAUUUUUGGUUGCAUUUUUACGUUCCUUUGCUCGCUUUUCUGCCUUUCCCCCCAUUUUUGAAAGCCCUAUGGGUCUAGAAAAUGUUUUAAAGACAUGCAGCCCCCCAAGGCCUUUCCAUUUUACCACUAAGGCAGGAAAGUGUGUAUGGACUGAGAAACAACUCCCUGGGGAGCUGCCAAAAUACAGUGGGGCAAGAGCCAGCCUUGCUGGCACUGGGAGCAGCUCUCUCCUGGAGAUGGGAAAAUACAUGAAAGUGCUAAACGGGAGGCUGGGGAUCAAAAAAUUAUCCCUCUGUGUUUUUCCUGGGAGCUGGUGUCCUGCUGCUCAUCCCUGUGCAGCGUUUGGGAUCUUGUUGACGUUGGUCUCAUCCUACUUCUGGCAACAUGGUGAUAGCAUUGGUGGCAUUAAUGGCACAGCAUCUGUUGAGAUGUGGAGCUUGUUUAAUGGGAGAAUUUGGCAAUAUUGGGAAAGAAAAGAAGGGCUCUUUACAAAAUUAAACACAGUUGCAGUUCAGAUGCACAGAGAAGCUCAGGAGCAUCCACUGAACUGGGUGCUGGAGACUUCGGGAAUGUGUAAGAUGACAAAUAGUUCUGAUUUUACAGUCACAAAUGUUGCCAGGAUUAGGCUUGUGUAUUUGCAUAGGAAAACUUAGACUGAGCAUGUUAGGAUGUGCUUGAUUAUUGAGCAGUUUGGAUUGAUGUAGAAAAACAGAGAGCGGUGCCCAUCUGAAAAAAAAAUAAGGAAAUUUGGAGAUAUUUCAGGUCUGAGGUGACUCCCAGGCUGUGAUUUGUAAGAUUGAGGGGUGAGCUGUGCGUGUGCAUUCACAAAAGGCAGCAACAGGGAAGAUAAAGCACAAUUUGGUUCUGCAACUUCCCACAUCUUGGCAGAUUUUGGAAGUACACUCAGCAGUGCUCCUGGAUGGAGUGUCCCACUCCAUUAAUGAUUUUCCCCCUGAACUGGAAAUAUGUAUAAAGUGUGUAACCCACCCCUUUCUGACACAGGAAUACAGGGCAAACCCUAAGAAUCACAUCACUUCAUGCUGUGUACAACUGUUACAAACUCAUUCUUCCAAAAGAGAUCUAUGGCAUAGGCCCAAAAAUAAGGGGUUUAUUGUGUAAAUAUUCCCAGAACAUAGAGAUUUUACUUUAUAUUUCAUUUGAGAGACAAGGUGUUUACAUAGCAUUGGGUUUUUGAAUGCUUUUUAAACAGAAAAACCCAUAACCCAAAGCUUCCAAGCUCGUCCCAUUUGUGCUGUGGCACAAAAUGGAGUCACUUUUUUGGGAUGCAGCUCCUGUGGCCUAGGUAGAGAGAUGGGACAGUUCUGUGCACUUUCUGGGGUGAAUUGGCUGGCAGGGCUGUGUCCAAUGUGCCAUCACACUUCCAGCCCCACAGGGAUAUGGUUUCCCCUCCAGCCAUGGGCAGGUGACACCAAACCCACAACACCAGGACCAAAACCAGCAGUUUGGGACAGAGGACAGGUUCCUUCCAUACUGCUUUGGCCAGUUUUUUUGCAUAGUGUUUUAGCAGAGUGCCACAGGGAUGCUGGUUUUGCUGGGCGUUUGUCUUCUUGCACGUACGAAUGUGGCACCCCAGUGUUACCCAAUGUGGGGAACACAACUGUUGUUGUUCCCGAGUCCAAAGUGCAGGAGCCUGGUCUUCCUGCCUGGCUUUAAGAAGGUCUCAGCAGAAAAAGGUUAUGGGCAGCAGCUUAGGUUGGUCUGAGUGUUUAAUGUAGAGCGUCAAAUAGGAGCAUGUAUAGGGAUGUAUAUCGCUCACAGCCAAGAAUUACUUCCCAAUAUCCCAUCUAACCCUACCCUCUGACAGUGGGAAGCCAUUCCCCCUUGUCCUAUCACUCCAAGCCCUU
Messenger RNA from Pipra filicauda (Wire-tailed manakin), 5432 nucleotides. RefSeq names its product SH3GL interacting endocytic adaptor 1 (gene SGIP1). Gene Ontology annotation, biological process: clathrin-dependent endocytosis; synaptic vesicle endocytosis; clathrin coat assembly. The coding region runs from base 284 to 2695 and encodes 803 amino acids. Gene Ontology annotation, cellular component: plasma membrane; clathrin-coated vesicle; clathrin-coated pit. Lineage: Eukaryota; Metazoa; Chordata; Aves; Passeriformes; Pipridae. The record is from RefSeq and is a predicted model, not a curated record. The transcript has 25 exons.